Molecule: messenger RNA, 5035 nt
Organism: Sciurus carolinensis (gray squirrel)
Lineage: Eukaryota; Metazoa; Chordata; Mammalia; Rodentia; Sciuridae
Gene: Zfp91
Product: ZFP91 zinc finger protein, atypical E3 ubiquitin ligase
Exons: 11
Coding region: 114-1835 (573 amino acids)
Biological process (GO): regulation of transcription by RNA polymerase II
Cellular component (GO): nucleus
Source: RefSeq, a predicted model, not a curated record
GAGAGUGAGCCGGACGCUCCGGGAGGCGAGGGGGGCGGGGGGAGCAGCGUCGCGGCCGCCGCCGCCUCCGCCUCCACCGCCUGGAACUAGGGGGUGGGGGACGGACGAGCCCGAUGCCGGGGGAGACGGAAGAACCGAGACCCCCGGAGCAGCAGGACCAGGAAGGGGGAGAGGCGGCGGCGGCCAAGGCGGCUCCAGAGGAGCCCCAACAACGGCCCCUUGAGACGGCGGCGGCGGCGCCUGCGGGGACCACGAGCAGCCGGGUGCUGAGGGGAGGUCGGGACCGAGGCCGAGCCGCUGCGGCCGCCGCCGCCGCCGCUGUGUCCCGCCGGAGGAAGGCCGAGUAUCCCCGCCGGCGGAGGAGCAGCCCCAGCGCCAGGCCUCCCGACGCCCCCGGGCAGCAGUCCCAGGCCGCGAAAGCCCCGUCUCCAGUUCAGGGCAAGAAGAGUCCGCGACUCCUAUGUGUAGAAAAAAUAACAACUGAUAAAGAUCCCAAGGAAGAGAAAGAGGAGGAAGACGAGUCUGCCCUUCCUCAGGAAGUUUCCAUUGCUGCAUCUAGACCUAGCCGGGGCUGGCGCAGUAGUAGCCGGACAUCUAUCUCUCGCCUUCGAGAUACAGAAAACACACGAAGCUCUCGCUCCAAGACUGGGUCAUUGCAGCUCAUCUGCAAGUCAGAACCAAUUACAGAUCAGCUUGAUUAUGAAGUUGCAGAAGAACAUCAGUCUCCUGGUGGAAUUAGUAGUGAUGAGGAAGAGGAGGAGGAAGAAGAGAUGCUAAUCAGUGAAGAGGAAAUACCAUUCAAAGAUGACCCAAGAGAUGAGACCUACAAACCUCACUUAGAAAGGGAAACCCCAAAGCCACGGAGAAAAUCAGGGAAGGUGAAAGAAGAGAAAGAAAAGAAAGAAAUUAAAGUGGAAGUAGAAGUAGAGGUGAAAGAAGAAGAGAAUGAAAUUAGGGAAGAUGAGGAACCUCCUAGGAAGAGAGGAAGAAGGCGAAAAGACGACAAAAGUCCACGUUUACCCAAAAGAAGGAAAAAACCUCCAAUCCAGUAUGUCCGUUGUGAGAUGGAAGGAUGUGGAACUGUUCUUGCUCACCCUCGCUAUUUGCAGCAUCACAUUAAAUACCAGCAUUUGCUGAAGAAGAAAUAUGUAUGUCCCCAUCCCUCCUGUGGACGACUCUUCAGGCUCCAGAAACAACUUCUACGACAUGCCAAACAUCAUACUGAUCAAAGGGAUUAUAUCUGUGAGUAUUGUGCCCGAGCCUUCAAGAGUUCCCACAAUCUGGCAGUGCACCGGAUGAUUCACACUGGCGAGAAGCCAUUACAAUGUGAGAUCUGUGGAUUUACUUGUCGACAAAAGGCAUCCCUUAAUUGGCACAUGAAGAAGCAUGAUGCAGACUCCUUCUACCAGUUUUCUUGCAAUAUCUGUGGCAAAAAAUUUGAGAAGAAGGACAGCGUAGUGGCACACAAAGCAAAAAGCCACCCUGAGGUGCUUAUUGCAGAAGCUCUGGCUGCCAAUGCAGGCGCCCUCAUCACCAGCACAGAUAUCUUGGGCACUAACCCAGAGUCCCUGACACAACCUGCAGAUGGUCAGGGUCUUCCUCUUCUUCCUGAGCCCUUGGGAAAUUCAACUUCUGGAGAAUGCCUGCUGCUAGAAGCUGAAGGGAUGUCAAAGUCAUACUGCAGUGGGACAGAACGGGUGAGCCUGAUGGCUGAUGGGAAGAUCUUUGUGGGAAGUGGCAGCAGUGGGGGCACUGAAGGGCUGGUCAUGAACUCGGAUAUACUCGGUGCUACCACAGAGGUUCUGAUUGAAGAUUCAGACUCUACUGGACCUUAGUGGAAAGGAAGACUUUGGACACUGGGACAGUUCAGACUUUGUAUUUAAAAGAUAAAAAGAACAAAAAAAAAAAAAAAAAAAUUUAAAGCAUUUAAAAUCUAGUAAAAUAACUGAAGGGCCUGCUCUUUCCAUUGUGGAUCACAGCACACACACCCCAUCCCCAUCCCAGGAACUCCCUCUGAUCUCCCUCUUAUAAAAUUGAUGUUGCCUUUAACAGAAAGGUAGACAAAAAAGCAGCAGCAGCGGUUCAUAAAGUGAGGGUUAUCCUCAUACUCGGUUCCAGCCAGCAGCAGGCUUCUGCUCAUUGGCAGAUCCCCCUUCCAACCCGUAACUCUGAUGUGCUCUGGAUCAGCUUUUCACUCAAUAGUAUACUACUGUCUUUAAAUCCUUUCUUCUCCAAUGCUGCUCUAUGGUUCUGGCUUCUACCCACUGCAGCACACUUAUCCUCAAGUACUAUAUGAUUCUAAUCUCUGGAGGCUGGCAGCUUGACUUGGCACUUUAGGGCCCCUUAACAGGAUGUGCUGUUAAAAAAACAGCACGCUUCUCACCCCUCUUCCUCCAUUCCCCACUGGGUUUUGGAAAGGAAGGAUACAUGUGGACCACCUCCCUCCUCUUUGAUCCCAGCACCUCAUUCCUCCUCCCAAACCUUCAUAUGGCUCUUAAUGGUGCUUACUUGCUUGGAAGCAGGCUCCCAAGAGGGAGGGGGCUGCCCUUUACACAGUCUUCUUGACUGUAAGACAGGGCUGUGUAUUAGUGAGACAGUGAGAAAAGUCCCAGGCUAAUGGCAGAAAUUUGCACUUUGAACAUGUGUGUUUUUGUGUUGUGGAACCUGAGAUUCCUUAUUUAUUAAUGGAAAGUCUGAUUUUUUUGUGGGGGGGGAGGGUCUUCGUUGCUAUAUUUUGUGGGGCUGGGAGAGAUUAGAUUAUUCUGACAUGGGAUCCUUUCCACAAGAGGUACUUUGAAGGCAAGGCAUAGGGUUGAAGAAGCACAGCCAGCCUCUAAAAUCAUAGCUCUCCAGUGGCCUUUAAAGAAAGCUGGUCCUCAGCACUAACAAAAUCACUACAAUAGCCUAGUGCUUUUUUUGAAAGCCUUCUUAGGGAAGGAUAUAGGUUUGUGGUAACCAGUGUGCUCUUUGAGCUUUUAAGAGCAUAGAGAUUUAGAAAUUUUGAGAGGAUGAGGAGGGUUCUUCAGGUCUGAAUUAGAGAUAUGAGAUUUUUUUUUCUCGUGAAUUUCUUUUUUGUCCCCAUCAUUUCCUUACAUAUAUCACCCUUCUUACCUAUUGGUUGUUUUGGUUUCUUUUUUGUUUUUUGCUUUUUAUUAUUGGUUCAUGGCAGCUCCCUAUUAGCAAAGGACACUGUUAGUGAAAGAACCACGUCUAAGAGUCCUAAGUAAGUCAAAGAAAGCUGCUGAUUUGUUUCUCUUUUAGUAACAAAAUCAGAAAAGACUUCAGUAGACAAAGUUAGGCUAUGUAAUAAUGGCUUUGGCUUUCACCUGAAAGUCUGGGAAUUACCUCUUCCCUUUGAGAGUAGAUUUUCAUGGGGUGCGGAUUGCUUGUUACUGAACAGUAACUCUCAGAAGACUAAAAACUUAUUUUGACUCAUUUUUAGACAAUUAGAAGGGCAGUUCCUAUCCUGCGUACCUCAGAAGCCAGAACUGAAGACUUAACCCUAUUUGUUUAUUGUCAGAAAUGUGUAAUGGUUGUUGGAAAGAAUGAAGUUUUGCUGAGAACAAAAUAAGGAACAACUUGUUUUUCACAAACACUAAAACUACCAAGUUUUUUGAUUUUCUCUUUGAUUUGUUUUUUUUCAAAAAGGGGGGUAACAAUGUCAUCUCUGAAAGAGGCUUACUGUACACCCACUAGUGUCAGUGGUUGGGAUGCCAGGGAAUAGGGAGUGAGACACCUACAGUAAAUAAUCUUAAAUGCACUAUUGUUUCUUUUCAAAGUGUUGCAGAUCUGCCAUCUCUCCAAUGUGAGGGUAGAACAUAGAAUAAGGAUAGAAGGGAUGCAGAAUAUGCUUCCCUGCCUACAGUGAGGGGUUUGCAGUUUAAUUGGUAUGUUGAGUAGAUUUGAAAAUACUGAGAUGGAUUGAAUGGGUCUACAACAAAGUUCUGUCUUGUACUCUUAUUAACUAGCAUCUGUAUCCUACACUUACCUUUUGUCUUGGUCACACCUAGGCUUUGUCUUCAUAAACUUCACUUGCACUGUUAGUCAUCAGAUAUUUUAGCACCUACACAGAAGCAAACUGCAUCAAGGAGGGCAAAGUCCUCUCUCUGGGAUGGGGAAUACAUUCUCCUUUGUAUCACACUCCCCUCCCCAUAAAAAGUAACUAGUUAGUUCAAAUUAGAAACUCCUGUCCUUUCCCUUUGUUGAGGGUGGGGGUCCUCUUUCACAGCUACUAUUUGCUGACAAUAAAUUAUUGUAGCAGUUUGCAAUAAAUUUUAAAAUAUUUUUCAUGAAGUUUAUAUUUUUUCCUUUGGAGAAAGGAAUGCUAGCAUAGUAGAGAGUCUAUAUAAGUAAACUAUCUAAGCCCCAUUUACGUUCUGCUCCCCCUGCCUUUGUUUGUUUCUUUGUCUUUCCAAGGAGCUCUUUUAAUCUUGAAAAUCUGUACUUCAUACUCUUAUUAGUCUGAUUUUAUUCCCUCUUUAAUAAUUUGCCACAUCAUAUCUCCAGUUUGAACUGGCAUUUCUGAAUUCUGAUAAUGUCAUUGAGAUGUCACUAUUCAGUAUUUCUGGAAAAUGUACUUCCCCCUUGUUUGUGAUUGCCCAGGGUUAUUUUGAACAAUUAGACUCUUAAUAUGUUUCAGAAGUUUAGAGUGACACUGGCUGGGAAUACUGGGAAUAAAGAAAAUUAUUUAGAUAUAGAAAGCGUCCACAUAGAGCACUUGAACCUCCUUUGUACCUGUUUGGAGGGAAAAAAAUCGUAAAAUAUACUACCAUCCUAAAUAAGGUUAUUACAGUCUCAUUGUUUGCAGUACCAUUUUUUCCUCCUGUCUUUCCCAUUUUCCAAUGUACUCAAGAAAAUUGAAAAAUUGUAAUGGAUCAAUUGAAAAAUAUUUUAUUUCCUGAAAGCCUUUUUUGCCUAUUGUAAUGUGCAGGACCCUUCUCCUUUGAUGAGAGAGAUGGGUAGUUAAGUUACCUGACUCUAGGUUGAAAAGGUUGUGUAAAAAGAAAUUAUAAUAAAAGGGAUACUUUGCUUUUCA